Helianthus annuus (common sunflower) is the source of this 1145-nucleotide messenger RNA. RefSeq lists its product as uncharacterized. The record is from RefSeq and is a predicted model, not a curated record. Lineage: Eukaryota; Viridiplantae; Streptophyta; Magnoliopsida; Asterales; Asteraceae. The coding region runs from base 159 to 782 and encodes 207 amino acids. The transcript is spliced from 4 exons.
CCCAUAACAUUUUGGGCCACAUAUAUACUUUGUACAAUCAGCACCCCACACAACUCCACUGACGGAGAUCCUCAUAACUCCGUCGUCUUUCACAACAGCGACACUUCCUUAAAUGCAAAUUUAACCACCAUCGUCUCUGCAACUAAUUCCAAACACAAAUGGAACAAUCAGAAACUCGUAGCAUAGUAGUAGUUGUAGAAGACGUUGAGGUCGCACGGACCGCUAUGGUGUGGGCGCUUCACAACGUCCUCCGUUACGGCGAUUUAGUCACUCUUCUUCAUGUUUUUCCGGCGAUUAAUACCGCCGGAAGUAAGUCGCGCAACCGGAAGAAGAUCCGGUUGCUCCGAUUGAAAGGUUUUCAGUUGGCGCUUUCGUUUAAGGAUAUAUGUGUUCGUAGUUUUCCUAAUACGAAGAUAGAGAUUGUUGUUACGGAAGGAGACGAAGAAGGUGGAAGGAUUGCGGAUUUGGUGCGGCAGAUUGGGGCUUCCACUCUCGUCGUCGGUUUACAUGAUCAGAGCUUUCUCUACAGGUUAGCCAUGGUCCACAAGAACAUUGCUAACAACUUUAAUUGCAAAGUUCUGGCCAUUAAGCAACCUAAUUCACCAUUAACAACCAACACACCUGCAUUGUCAGAGAGCAGCUCAACUAGCAUGGACUUUUCUCAGAUUGAUAUUUCAACAUUGAGCAUACCUGAAGUUCCUCCACCCAAAAUCCCAUAUCAAGUAUGUCCAGAUCCAUCAGCAAUUAUAUGGAGAUCAAGAAGAAGAAGAAGAAAACAAUGAUUACUAAACAAGAUUAAUAUUAUAGCUAGCAUGCAUGGGGUCUGACUGGUAACGAAUACAGUGCGAAAUUCGUUCACUUCGUGUGGAUGUCGUUUGAAAAUUUGAACAAACACCAUAUCCAAACUGGAUAUUAACAUAUUUACUCUUCAAAAUCACGUCGUCUUAUGCUGUUUUUCAGCUCGUGGUAUUUUGCCUUUGCAAUUAUCCGGUGAAAUGAUUUGGUAUUUUUUAUAGGGGUGUCAAUUUAUUGUCUUCGUGUCACCAGCUGAACUAUGAUGGGAACCUGAAAUGAUGUAAUCAGGUUUUGGGUUGUUUGAUCUAAUCCGUUUGAUGAAAGAGUUGUGUUUGGGUUGACGUGUGUAA